AGCAGCAGCGAAGAACCCACUUUCACAUUCUGCUAAUCCCCCAUACGCUUCAUGGCAUCGUCCUCGAACAUCGGAAAUACGCUUCCGACGACUCAUGUGCCAGUCUCUGGUGGAGUUACGCCAGUUGGAACAAUGGUGCAUGCUGAGAAACUCUCCACGACUACAACACCGACUAGCAAAGAUAAGAAAAAGAAGGGUGAACGGCCUCGAAUCCGAAAAGAAGACAUUAGUAAUUCUACAAACUUCCAACGCAAAGCACACGUUGGUUGGGAUCAAGACAAUGGAUUUUCUAAUAAUAUGUGUGACUCAGAACCUUUGGACGAAAGCAUUAAGAACAUCAUCAUAGCAGCCGGUCAGGAUCCUACAAAUAUGAACAAGAAGACUAUCAAAUUUGUACUUGAUUUCAUAGAAGACUAUAAAGACGAGGAACAGUCAACCCAGUCGAACAAGGCAGCUGUCCAUUUGACUCCUCAGUGUAGUCCUGUGCCUCCUCCACCUCCGAAUCGUACUGUCUCUCUUAAAACAACUAGCCGUCCUGCUCGUCCACCGCCGUCUCCUCCGUCUAUUACUUCAUCACCACCAUUUGGCAGACCAUUGCCUCAGCAGCGUCUCAUUGAAAUGGAGGAUGAAGGUGCAAAACGAACAGCUGAUCAACAGCCAGCCGAUGCUAUCAACUCCAUAUCCAGACGAUUAAGCCAACUCUACGUCGAUGGUGAUCGGCUUUUGAGAGAUGCAAAAGGAGUACCGGAACGAUACAGAAAAUUUGCAAAAGAGUUGGCUGAUGAAUGCAAGAAAGCCAAAACUCUUCUGCAGAAUGCACCAAAAUCUCAUUGUUCAAUAGAAGCCCUCAAAGAAAUUCUCUCUCGCGCUCAUUUCGUGCUCUCAGCCUUGCAAAAACGUGCUAACAACUGGGAUGCAUUUGUGCGAAUAAGAGAGGAAUUGAAAAUUGAAUUGAACAAUCUGCGAAAGCCACUCGAAGAAGCGUUGCGAAAACCAAGAAGAUUUAUCAGUGACGUUAGAAAGGACUUCAAGGUAAUUUCAGAGGAGCAUAGAAAGGCGACUAUUUGUUACAAAGUUCGUAAACUUCAACAGCUCUCUGAAUUACUUGAACCCCUGGAGAGCCCUCGUGCAGAUGCUCGAUUCUUCCACAUUAGCGCACAACAAUUAAAGAAGGAGUACAAAGAAGCAUUGAAUGAGAUGUCAGCUGAAAUUGAGGACGAGUAUCUGCGCUGUGACGAAAUAUUUCACUUCAACGUCGAGACGAGUUCCAUCAUCUGCGAUUUGCUAGACAGAAAGCCCAACCAGGAAAUUAUUGAGAAUGUCGGAAAGUUCCGACUUCCGGCACUUCAAGCACAACUAGCGGCGCUAAAGAAGAAAUACGAAGAGGCUAACCACGCUUGUAAGCAUGUGUGUCCAGACCCCUCUCUCAUUGCUCGCCAAGAAAAUCUUAUGAAGAGCCUUGUCUCGAAACUAGACGAUGCCAAGAAAACUUCUAAGAAGAACGAACUCAAGCGCAUCCUCGUCAGAAUAAUCACCGAGCAACUGUCGCAACUCAAAACGAUUCCUAUUUCCGAACUUACCGAAGAUUCACUGAAUGAGAUGGAGAACCAAAUUCAAACUCUUCCUAGAAACCAGGCUGAUGAACUUCAGAGGCAAAUCGAAAACUUACGAAAUGUCAAAAAGCAGCACUUUUCUGUUCAUCGCACUGUCUUGACACACGUCGAAGAUGCAACUGCUGCCUUUCCAACAGCACAAGAAAUUUCUCAAGAAAAUUCUUCUCUAAUGAAGAACUUUUCGAAGCUUACGAUGGGCACGGCGUGUCCUGCGAACUGUGGACGCAUUUUGAAAGUGGAAGUACAAGUGCGCGAUGGAGAAGCUGCAAUACCUGAUUCGGAGUUUACAAAGCCUACGGAAUUCAACAACACUUGCAUUGCCUUCAAAAACAGUGACAUGCGUGUUUUUGUAAAUAAGGAGUACCUAAUGAUGAACUCGCAAAAAUUUGCGACGUUAUUUACACCGGAGCGCGCUGAAUCUCCUGCUUCCAAUUUGGAUAGGUCCGAGUCGGGCGAUGAUUUCGACAUUCCGAGCUCGCGGGCUAGUAUGCCUGAACAGCCCUCGAGAGAUGACAGCGUUCUCAAUGUCAAUCUUUUUUCUUCUCAUGAUGAUGGUGUUCCAUCCCCAGCUGUCUGCGAAGAACGAGUGUUUUUGCUUGAAGAUGUCAACAUAAAAGAUUUCAUUGCUUUUUUGGAAACCAUUUAUCCACCCUUUCAUAACAUCACAGGUGAAAACGUUGAAAGCGUAUUACCGACGGCUUUUCGCUUUGAUGUUGAGCACAUUUUGAAAAAAUGUGAAAACUAUCUAAGGACUGAAGAUGCUAGGAAAUCGUUCGAUCUUCUCCAAAGACUUGUGUUUGCCACAACUUACAAAAUGGGUUCUCUUCAGAACGAUUGUCUGGCACUACUUCAAAAUUCGUUUGAUGUUUUGCUACUGCUAGACGAUCCACGCGUCCGAAGCAGGAACAUCCCCUCUGAAGCGAAUGGGGCAUCUACGACCUCGAAUGAGGGAAAAGCAGACCAUUUGAGCAAAAUCUGAACAACAAUAUCUACAGUUUUGGGAUUACCUGGCUAAGAAGCCGAACAUUCCUCCGAUUUUUUGAUACAC
Cylicocyclus nassatus is the source of this 2661-nucleotide messenger RNA. Lineage: Eukaryota; Metazoa; Nematoda; Chromadorea; Rhabditida; Strongylidae. The record is from the annotation of a GenBank genome assembly.